ACUUGAAUGAAAACUGUUAUUUUUUACUACUGGUAGUAAAACCAUGACGCGAUCGUCCUUGGUCGAUUCUUGUUCAUAUUCGAGAAUAUCUCGUUUUAUUUUCUUUCUGUUAUCCUUUUGUAUCUUCUUCUUGACAACGACCAAUGCUCAAGUCAUGCAUAGACAGCUCUGGCCUUGGCCAAUGUGGCCUCGGCCGUAUCCACAGCCGUGGCCGAUGGAUCCACCAGCAUUUGACCCAUUACCAAAGUCUUCCCCACCACCUAGCCCAUCCCCAAAACCUGUCUCACCACCAGGACCAUCUCCAUGCCCACCAACACCACCAAAGCCUCAACCCAAGCCACCACCAGCACCUAGCCCAUCUGCAUGCCCACCACCAGCACCUAGCCCAUCUGCAUGCCCACCACCACCACCUAAGCCCCAACCAAAGCCGCCACCACCAGCAUGCCCACCAACACCACCUAAACCAGCACCAAAGCCAGCGCCACCACCAGCACCAAAGCCAGUCCCAUGUCCAUCACCACCAAAGCCAGCGCCACCAGCUCCAAAGAAUAAGCCACCACCUGCCCCAGCUCCAAAACCUAUCCCAACACCACCGCCUGCCCCAAAGCCAAAACCUGCUCCGUCACCACCUAAGCCAGAGAACAAAACCAUACCGGCCGUGAUUUUCUUUGGGGAUUCGGUCUUUGACACAGGGAAUAACAAUAACCGAGACACAAAGAUGAAAAGUAAUUAUCGUCCUUAUGGUAUGGAUUUCAAAUUCGGAGUUGCCACUGGUAGAUUCAGCAAUGGAAGGGUUGCUUCUGAUUAUCUAGCCAAAUAUCUUGGAGUAAAAGAAAUCGUACCUGCAUAUUUCGACUCGAAAACACAACCAAACGAUCUUCUUACGGGCGUCUCUUUUGCCUCGGGUGGUGCUGGCUACAACCCUGCGACAUCCAAAGCAGCAAAUGCAAUACCAAUGCUCGACCAAUUGACAUAUUUCCAAGACUACAUAGAGAAAGUAAAUAAGGUAGUAAGACAAGAGCAGACUGGAGAAGUGUUGGCAGGUUUAGAGAAGACCAAUAAGAUAAUAUCCAAAGGAGUAGCAAUCGUCGUAGCGGGAAGUAAUGAUUUGAUCAUUACAUAUUUUGGAAGUGGUGCUCAACGACUCAAAAAUGACGUCGACUCUUAUACCACUUUCAUUGCUGACUCUGCCGCCAGUUUCGUUUUGCAAUUGUAUGGAUAUGGAGCAAGACGUAUAGGAGUGAUCGGAGCACCACCACUUGGAUGUGUACCAUCACAACUAGUAAAGAAAAAGAAACAAUGCAACAAAGAGCUUAAUUAUGCUGCUCAGCUUUUCAACUCUAAACUCAUCCUGAUCUUGGGUCAACUGUCAAAAACGCUACCAAAUUCUACAUUGGUUUAUAUGGAUAUCUACACUGUCUUCAGUCAGAUGCUAGAAACUCCUGGAGAUUAUGGAUUUGAAGAAGUAAAAAAACCGUGUUGCAAAACAGGAUUAUUGAGCGGAGGUGCCCUCUGCAAAAAGUCUACAUCGAAAAUAUGUCCCAAUACAUCUUCUUAUUUGUUUUGGGACGGUAUGCAUCCUACUCAGAGAGCUUAUGAAACUAUAAACAAAGCACUUGUAAACGAAUACGGUUAUAUUUUAUCUAAAUAAUAACUUCUUUUUUUAACAUGAUUUAGCUCAUACAAAAAUAAAAACUUUUGCAAUGUAAUAAUGUAGAAUACAUGAGCCGUUUCUGUGACUAAUUAAUAAUGUCGUUAAGCAAACAACAUUUGAGAUAGUACUAUGUAAGAUUUUUCUUUUGCGUUAAAUGAAUCCUUAUCCAGUCAUGUUUGUGAUGUACUAAGUUUUAGUCUGUAAUUCUGAGUUCUUGAUUUUUGUAUGAACAAUU
This is a messenger RNA of Camelina sativa (false flax), 1889 nucleotides long. RefSeq names its product anther-specific proline-rich protein APG-like. Gene Ontology annotation, biological process: lipid metabolic process. Gene Ontology annotation, molecular function: lipase activity. The record is from RefSeq and is a predicted model, not a curated record. NCBI's taxonomy places the organism in Eukaryota, Viridiplantae, Streptophyta, Magnoliopsida, Brassicales, Brassicaceae.